Bathycoccus prasinos is the source of this 720-nucleotide messenger RNA. RefSeq lists its product with no specific name. The transcript has a single exon. The record is from RefSeq and is a predicted model, not a curated record. Lineage: Eukaryota; Viridiplantae; Chlorophyta; Mamiellophyceae; Mamiellales; Bathycoccaceae. Bases 1 to 720 code for a protein of 239 amino acids.
AUGGGCGGCACUUCGUCGAAACCGGAACCGGGCUUUCCCGUGGACACGUCGGAACUCGACGGCGACCUUCGUCUUCCAAGUCGAGCAGAGGACGACGGAGAAGAAGAAGAGGUAUUUUUUAGCGCACAAAAAGUCACCGAGAAGGACGACGAGGAAGAAGACGAAGACAAAGAAGAAGAAGAAGAGAUGACGACGAUUCCAGAGACGUCCUCGGAGACGCAAAAAGCGAGAGAAACGAGAGAACCCGGGUCGGCGUCCGUGAAGAAGAAAACGAAGACGGUGAAAGACAGGAAAGGAUCGUCGGUCUCUUCACCUCCUCGUCCGACGAGGAAACGAGGACGAAGUCCAACGCAAGAAGAAGAAGAAGAAGAGAUGACGCCGGCGAAACCCAAGGCGGCGGCGUCGGCGGUGAAAAGGUCCAAAAUGAUUGAAGUCGCAAAGUUCUCCACGAGAAAGUCCGAGGAGAAGACAAAGAAGAAGAGAAAGAUACAAACGCCGCAUCUGAGCACCGGCUCGUACUUACCCGCGUCGAGCAAACACCGCGUGGAAAACGAGCUGAAACGCAUAGACGCGGUUCAACUCGCCACGAAGUUAGACUUUGUCAGUCCAAAUUACCCGUCCACGCGAAGGAGCGAGCAGUUCAAGAGACACGCGUUGAGGAGUUCAAGACGAGGAGAGCUUCCCACGUCGUCGCCGCAAACGACCAUGGAGUGGGCUUGA